AUGACUGCCACAAGAAAUCCACCCCAGGCAUCCAGGGGUAUACUAUUUGCAUGCAAACCUGCAUAUUUGGUAGUUCUGGGUUUCAUAAUUGUGGCUGUUGCUAUCAAUAUUGUGGUUUAUAAAAUCAGUGAAACGGAUAUGAAAGUGACAGUCAAAUAUAAAACAUGCAAACAUGAUAAUGGAUUGGAAGUGCAAUCAUCGAUUGGUCGUAUGUUGGAUGACGUUCUUUCAGAUGCAUUUAAUAUGCAUAAUAAGGAGGAUCAAAUGCAAUAUUUUUCUAAAGGCAAACUCACAUCUAUGGGAAUGACUUCACCUAGGAAAUCUAGAUUUUGGUUGGUCAGCAAUGCGGAUGAAGUUGUCCAUGUUGUUAUUGAAGCAUAUGAUUCAAAGGGAAUCAAACGACAAGUUGGAGGUGAUUUCUUUUUUGCCGUGAUGUUCAAUCAAGCCAAAGCAAGUACAGCAGGUAGAAUUAUUGAUUACCAGAAUGGGACAUACAGUGUGUACUUUUAUGAAGCUUGGAAGGGAGAGGCAAUGAUUGACAUAACGUUGGUGCAUACACGCGAAGCUGUUACUUGGCUGAAGACAUUCUAUCUCCCUCAAGAACAGUGUAUAAAUUGGUUCGGUACAUUCAAAGAUGACACAUCGAAAGAGAUCACAUCAUGUUAUAUCUCCAGUAAAAUUAUAUGGGAGAACAAGUGUGAGUUCAGUAACAGUAACUUGGGAGAAUCGGUAUUUUUAUGCGAGAAACCUAAAAAUCUUUCCUGUGAAACACUAGAGUUGAUAAAAUAUAACCGUGAUUCCCUUGGAUACUACGCCAAUCUAAGUAUUUCACAGUAUAACACUAAAUACUUGUUUGAAAGCCCGUAUCUGAUGACUAAACUAGCAUCAAGCCCAUUGAAGGCUAUAAUUAAAGGAGAUACAAAUAGCUUGAUCGAAAACCUUCCGCCUUGCAAUGCUGAGUUUCCUGUUAGUAUUUCUGAUGGUUUCUGGAUUAAUGGAAGUAUAUGGCAAUCGCUCGUUUGUAAAAGCAGGCAUUUUACAAUGGAAGAAGCACUUGAUUGUCUGCGUGGGAAAGAUGUGUACUUUUUUGGUGAUUCAACUCUUCGAUUAUGGCAUGACUCCUUUAUUAAUGUCGGAGAUAUGAAUAUGACAGUGUCUAGAGAUGGUGCACAUCGUCUAUUGACCAGUCAUGAUUAUAAUUUAACAAUUUUGUUCCAAUUCCAUGCAAUUAGGAUUGGUUCAAGUAAUGGCGAUUUUAAAAAUCAACGAUUUGAAUCUGGUGUGAUUGACAGCCUACGUUCAUGUUACGUCGUAGUCGUCUUGAGUUUAACUUAUCACUUUGGCCCGUGGACAACAAAGUCAUUCACAGAACGACUUCUCCAUACACGAAAUGCCGUUGAGCGGUUACUGUCUAGAUGCCCUGGAACUAUAGUUGUCAUCAAGAGUUCCCAUCCUAGAGAUCACAAUUCACGGGAGGGCUACGUUCACAGUAGUGACUGGACAUUAUUUGAGAUGAAUUCUAUUACGCGAAAACUGUUCACUGGUAUUGGUGUGCGAUUUCUUGAUGUCUAUGACAUGUCACUUUCACAUUAUACGAACAACCAUGUUCAUAUGCAGGCGAUAGUACCGCAACAAGUUGAUUUGUUUCUUUCAUAUGUAUGUCCAUAUUAA
Molecule: messenger RNA, 1671 nt
Organism: Saccoglossus kowalevskii
Lineage: Eukaryota; Metazoa; Hemichordata; Enteropneusta; Harrimaniidae
Product: NXPE family member 3-like
Source: RefSeq, a predicted model, not a curated record